This is a messenger RNA of Fonsecaea erecta, 762 nucleotides long. RefSeq lists its product as hypothetical. The record is from RefSeq and is a predicted model, not a curated record. NCBI's taxonomy places the organism in Eukaryota, Fungi, Ascomycota, Eurotiomycetes, Chaetothyriales, Herpotrichiellaceae. The coding region runs from base 1 to 762 and encodes 253 amino acids. The transcript has a single exon.
AUGAAGCACUUCGAUCCUAUCAUCACCAACAUCACCAGAGCAGCACAGUUCCCGAGAACAGAGCUUGAGCAUAAAGACAUUUUCGUGUGCCUCAUCAACCAGUCUCCUCCGACAACUCCUCAUCAAGCGAAGUAUUCUUUGUUCAAGCUAAUCACUUCACCAACAACAAUGCUCGUCCUCUCUACCGCCGCCGCCUCGCUGGCCCUGUUCUCGGCCGCCAGUGCAAUCCCCCUCAAGGCUGAAAAGCGACAGGCCAUCGAUGGCACGUUCGGCCUCAGCGUUGGCGAAGAGGGCCUCUUCGACAUCAGCGAGGUGCAGACCUUCAAGUUCUCCUACGCCAACAACUCGGCCUACUUCGGCGAGAUCAAGUACCAGGAGUACUCGGAGCCGUUGGUGCUGUCCGGGGCUAAGGUCGCCGGCGACACCACCGGUGGCCUGAGCUUCCUGUCCAUUCACUCGGCCCCGACGGGCUGGCAGGACGCCUACAUCGAGCCAACCAAGACGGCGCCCCUGCAGUUUACCGUCCCCCACUCCGGCGGCAACAUGCCCGCCGGCGCUGUCUCUACGGGCUUCUCCUUCAGCGGCGGCGGGCCACUCCUCUGGAACGGCGAGAACAAGUUCUGGGCUUGCCAGAACCCGCAACUCCAAGCCCUCAAUACCUACCAGAUCUGGUGGAACGGGGCUGGCACAUUCCCCUUGGGCGUUGACUGCAAGGGUCCUAUCGGCGCCGACAUGAUAGAUGGGUGCGCACGAGGCAACUAG